Molecule: messenger RNA, 3813 nt
Organism: Acytostelium subglobosum LB1
Lineage: Eukaryota; Evosea; Eumycetozoa; Acytosteliales; Acytosteliaceae
Exons: 2
Coding region: 1-3813 (1270 amino acids)
Biological process (GO): potassium ion import across plasma membrane; intracellular sodium ion homeostasis; intracellular potassium ion homeostasis
Cellular component (GO): membrane
Molecular function (GO): ATP hydrolysis activity; ATP binding; P-type sodium:potassium-exchanging transporter activity
Source: RefSeq, a predicted model, not a curated record
AUGGUGGAGUCAAAUGACAAGACAUCAUCAGAGUCUGACGGAAACGAAAAGACCAGUAGCAGUAGCAACCGCAGCAGUACAAGCAGCAGCAACAGCCACAAUGACAAUGUUGGCGUCGGUGGCGGUAGCGGCGGUAGUGAUCAACCACCCCACAAUGAGAAGGAGGGUAUCAUUCACAAAGACGAACUCAUUGAGAUCGACAUAGACAACAAUAACAACAAUGACAAUAACAAUAACAAUAACAACAACAACAAUAACAAUGAAUCAAAUGGAAUACAAAUGGAUGUUAUUGACAAUAAUGAAAAGAAACAAAAGAGAUUGUCAAUGGAUACAUUGGAAAAGGCACUGCCUAGCACGGCAGCACACAGCGCUCAGACAUUCCAGGCUUUCGACCAGAGGGACGCCCGUCAUGGCGCCUAUCCAAAGUUGUCGAUCGACAUGUUCAACACGUCAAAGGAGAUCCCGCAGUACUACCACGAGAUCAAGCAUCAGCUCGAAAAGAAGAUUCAGCUGACACAGGGCGCAGGCAGUGGCGGUCUCUCCUCCACCACCACCGUGCAGCGUGGCGAGUUCCUCGAGAUCCCUCUCAAGGCCAUGAACGCCAUCACCAUGCCCACCCAGAUGCCCAAAGGCGCGCAUCCCGACGCCCGUAUGGCCAUCCCCUCGUUCGAGCCACUCAAGCAGCACGACGACCACUCCACUGGCGCGUCCGAGAUCAAACCCACACCAGUGGCAGCCGCUGCCAUCAUCACCCCAACCCCAGCAUCGCCCCAGGGUGGCGUUCAGCCCGAGACACAUGGACUCAGCGCAAAGGACAAGACCAAGGCCAAGCAAAAGGCCUCCGAGUACGAUGUCAGCGAGCAUGAGCUCACCUUUGAGCAAAUCAUGGACAAGUAUCACACUCACAUCAAUGUCCAAGAUCCACAACAGAGUCAGGGUAUAUCAAAUGAAUCUGCAAAGGUAUUGUUGGAGAAGUAUGGAAGGAACGUUCUGAAACCACCCAAGGAGAGUCCAUGGUACUUGAAGCUGUUGCUCUGCUUCACCAACUUCUUUAUGAUCCUGCUGGAAUCGGCUGGAGUACUUUGUUUCAUCGCCUAUGCCCUGGACACCAAACAGAAGAUCAAUCUCUACCUCGGCUGUGUGCUCUGGGCCAUCGUCAUCUUCACCUCACUGCUCACGUUUGCCCAAGAGUGGCAGAGCAGCAACAUUAUGAACUCUUUCAAGAACCUGUUGCCCCAGGCGUGCCGUGUGGUGCGUGAGGGCGUGGAGACCAAGAUCCCCGUCGAGACCGUCGUCAUUGGAGACAUUGUCGUCGUGGCGGCUGGAGACAAGAUCCCCGCCGACAUCCGUGUGAUCACCUGCAAUGGAAUGAAGGUGGACAACUCAUCACUCACUGGUGAGAGCGAGCCACAGUCUUGCACUGUGACCUGUACCGACGAGAACCCGCUCGAGACACACAACCUGGCGUUCUAUGGAACUCUGGUGAUGGAUGGAUCCGCUCGUGGCGUUGUCAUCCGCACUGGUGCCAACACACUCAUUGGCAAGAUUGCCGAUCUCGCCUCCAACACCGUCCAAACUGAGACCACCCUGCAGAAGGAGACCAAGCGUUUCGUCCGCUUCAUCUCUGGCCUCGGAAUUUCAAUGGGUGUCAUCUUCCUGAUUGUUGGUUUCAUCGUUGGAAUCCCAGCCAUCCCCAACCUCAUCAAUGUGCUCGGCCUGAUUGUCGCAAACGUGCCCGAGGGUCUGCCAUCGACCAUUACCGCCUGUCUCACUGUGACUGCCCGUCGUCUCAGCCGUCGUAACGUCUACGCCAAGAAGCUCGAGUCAAUUGAGACUCUCGGAUCUAUCACCCUGAUUGCCUCGGACAAGACCGGCACUCUCACUCAGAACCGUAUGACUGUCAGCCACAUGUGGUACGACAACGCCAUCGUCAAGGCCAUCAACGACGGCAUGACCGUCGGCAGAGCCAUGUUUAACGAAAAGGACGCGACCUGUGAGACUCUUUUGCGAAUUGGAGCCUGCUGCAACAGAGCUGACUUUGACAAGGGUGCCGAGGGCAACAUGGAGAAGCCAAUCGACCAGCGUCUGAUCCUUGGAGACGCCUCCGAGUCGGCCAUCGUGCGUCUCGUGCACAAGAUGGAGAACAUUGAAGUCACACGUGCCAACAACCCCAAGAUCUUUGAGAUCCCAUUCAACUCGACCAACAAGUGGCAGCUGUCUAUUCAUCGUCGCAGCUCCGACCCCAACGACACAUCCACACGUGUGCUGAUGAUGAAGGGAGCACCCGAGAUCAUCUUUUCCAAGUGCACAAAGAUCAUGAUGGGUGGCAAGGACGUUCCCAUCACCGAGAAGAUCAGCGAGGACUUCCAGCGCGCCUACGAGGACCUAGGCAGCAUGGGCGAGCGUUGUCUCGGCUUUGCUCAGAUCGUGCUCGACGAGAGUAUCUAUGGACCAAUGCACGACAACCUCUACGACGCACAGACACUCAACUUCCCAAUCAGUCAGCUGACAUUUGUUGGACUUUGCUCACUGCUCGAUCCACCCCGUGAGAAUGUGCCACACGCCGUGCACCAGUGCAAGACCGCCGGUAUCAAGGUUAUCAUGGUCACUGGAGAUCAUCCAAUCACUGCCAAGGCCAUCGCCAAGAAGGUGGGCAUCAUCUCAACCCCCACCGCCGAAGACAUUGCCGCUGCCAAGUGCAUACCACUGUCCGAGGUCGACGACUCUGAGGUCAAGUCGGUCGUGUUGCACGGCAACCAAAUCAGAGAGCUUACCGACGCCGACUGGGACCGCGUGUUGUCCAAGAGCGAGAUCGUGUUUGCCCGUACAUCGCCACAACAAAAGUCACAGAUCGUCGAGCAGGCUCAGAAGCGCAAGGAGGUAGUGGCCGUCACUGGUGACGGUGUCAACGAUUCACCCGCUCUCAAGAAGGCCGACAUUGGUGUGGCCAUGGGUAUCGUAGGUAGUGACGUUGCCAAGGAGACCGCCGAUAUUAUCCUUCUGGACGACAACUUUGCCAGUAUCGUUGCCGGUGUCGAGGAGGGAAGAAUCAUCUUUGAUAACCUCAAGAAAUCCAUCGCCUACACACUGACUCACGCCUUCCCAGAGGUUGCUCCAUUCGUCCUCUACCUUGUUCUCGGUAUCCCUCUGGCGCUCACAUCCUUCCUGGUUCUGUGUAUCGAUCUUGGUACCGAGCUGGCCCCAGCCAUUUCCCUCGCCUACGAAAAGGGAGAGAGUGACAUUAUGACCCGUAAGCCACGUGUCCUUGGUGUGGACCAUCUGGUGACCAAAAACCUCCUCUCCUACUCAUAUCUGCAGGCUGGCCCAAUCGAAGCCAUCGCCUGUUUGAUGAACUUCUUCCUGGUGCUCAACUCGUACGGCUUCCCACCCUACAGUUUGAUCGGCUCCGCUACCAACCAUUUCUCUGAUGAUGAAUUGGUCUGCAAGACACUCUUUGGUCACAGUUGUUCUUAUCAAAUGGAGGCCCUGAAAGAGGCCCAGACCGCCUACUUCAUGACGCUCGUCAUGUGCCAGUUCUUCAACCUCAUCACAAACAAGACACGUGUAAUGCCCAUCUGGAGACAUGGUAUGAGCAACAUGUACGUCAACGGUGGUCUGAUCAUCGAGGCUGGAAUCCUUUGUUUCAUCAUCUACGCACCAUUUGUGCCAGGCAUCAUCCAAUCCAAGGCUGUCAGUGGAAUCUACUGGGCUUUCCCAUUGCCAAUGAUCUUCCUCCUCUUUGCCUACAACGAACUUAGGAAGCACGUUGCUUUCAGAAUGGACUUGGACGUGUCAGCGAAUCUAAAGUUCUAG